CCGAGGAAAUAAUUUUAAUGAGAGAAAAUGUAAGGUCUGUUGGGAUUUUUAAAUAUAAACAAGCUUUAGAUAAAUUGGGAUAUACUGUUAAUUUUAAAAAUAACUUCGGGCUUUUUUCCUGGUUAUUAGUAAAAGCAAUUGAAGCUAGGGUUAGUUAUUUGAACAUUCGAAACUAUCUAUCGGUUAUUUUUAUGAAAGUUUAUGGUAUUGAAUCAUGUAAGAUGAUUAGUUACAGACAGCUUCUUAAUGAUAAACUCUAA
Messenger RNA from Meloidogyne enterolobii, 260 nucleotides. The record is from the annotation of a GenBank genome assembly. NCBI's taxonomy places the organism in Eukaryota, Metazoa, Nematoda, Chromadorea, Rhabditida, Meloidogynidae.